Messenger RNA from Cyprinodon variegatus (sheepshead minnow), 1872 nucleotides. RefSeq names its product SNW domain containing 1 (gene snw1). The transcript has 14 exons. Gene Ontology annotation, cellular component: spliceosomal complex. Lineage: Eukaryota; Metazoa; Chordata; Actinopteri; Cyprinodontiformes; Cyprinodontidae. The record is from RefSeq and is a predicted model, not a curated record. Bases 86 to 1696 code for a protein of 536 amino acids. Gene Ontology annotation, biological process: mRNA splicing, via spliceosome.
GUAUAAUAUCCUGUUUUACAUUAUUCUACUUCCUGUUUGAACCGUCACUGCGCAUGCUCAGUUCACUGGUAAGGAAGAAAGGAAAAUGUCUCUUACGAGCUUUUUACCAGCUCCGACACAGCUGUCGCAAGAUCAGCUGGAGGCAGAGGAGAGGCUCCGGGCUCAAAAGUCCCACUCCACCGCGCUUGUGUCAUCCCGCAGAGACCCCCCUCCUUACGGACAGAGAAAAGGCUGGGUGCCGCGCGCACUAGAGGAUUUUGGAGAUGGAGGAGCAUUCCCAGAAAUCCAUGUGGCCCAGUUUCCCCUGGAGAUGGGCAGGAGGAAGAAAACCUCCAAUGCCCUGGCAGUGCAAGUGGAUGCAGAGGGAAAAAUCAAAUAUGAUGCCAUUGCAAGGCAAGGACAGGGGAAAGAUAAGGUGAUCUUUAGCAAAUAUACUGACCUGCUCCCUAAAGAAGUUCUUAAAGAUGACUCUCAAGAGCUACAGAGGCCUGAUGAGGAGGCUGUGAAGGAGCUUACAGAGAAAACCCGUUCCGCCCUGGAGAAGCAGGUGUCGCAAAAGAUUGCUGCCGCCAUGCCUGUAAGAGCUGCAGACAAGCAAGCUCCUGCGCAAUACAUCAGAUAUACACCAUCUCAGCAGGGAGUUGCUUUUAAUUCAGGAGCCAAGCAGAGAGUGAUCCGUAUGGUGGAAAUGCAGAAGGAUCCCAUGGAGCCUCCUCGUUUUAAAAUCAACAAGAAGAUUCCCAGGGGACCUCCGUCGCCCCCUGCUCCUGUCAUGCACUCUCCUAGCAGAAAGAUGACAGUCAAGGAACAACAGGAAUGGAAGAUUCCUCCAUGCAUCUCCAACUGGAAGAACGCAAAGGGCUACACCAUUCCUCUAGACAAACGUCUGGCUGCUGAUGGAAGGGGUCUGCAAACGGUUCACAUUAAUGAGAACUUUGCCAAGCUGGCAGAGGCCCUCUACAUAGCAGAUAGAAAGGCCAGAGAAGCGGUGGAAAUGCGAGCGCAGGUAGAGAAGAAGAUGGCUCAAAAGGAGAAGGAGAAGAAGGAGGAGAAACUGAGGGAGCUGGCUCAGAUGGCUCGAGACCAGAGAGCAGGGAUCAAAAGCCACGGUGAUAAAGGCGGCGAAGACGGGGAGGCCAGGGAGCGUGACAUGAUCCGCCACGACAGAAGGAAAGACCGACAGCACGACCGCAACAUUUCCAGGGCGGCUCCUGAUAAGAGAUCGAAGCUACAGAGAGAUCAGGACAGAGACAUCAGUGAGCUCAUUGCUCUGGGCAAACCCAACCCUCGUACCUCCAGUGAAGCUCAGUACGACCAGCGCCUCUUCAAUCAGAGCAAGGGUAUGGACAGUGGUUUUGCUGGUGGCGAAGACGAGACCUACAACGUGUACGACCAGCCGUUCCGUAGCGGCAGAGACAUGGCUGCCAACAUCUACAGACCCAGCAAGAACAUAGACAAAGAUGCCUACGCAGAUGACUUUGACUCUCUUAUGCAGAACAACAGAUUUGCUCCAGACAAGGAGUUCUCUGGAGCCGACCAUGGGCAGAGACGGGAAGGGCCUGUGCAGUUCGAGGAAGAUCCGUUCGGUCUGGACAAGUUCUUGGAGCAAGCCAAACAGCAUGGCGGCUCCAAGAGGCCGUCCACCAGCAACCGCUCCAAGGACGACUACCAUGACAAGAAACGCAGGAAGGAGUGAGGAGACCUCUGACCAAAGUCCGGAUUUACUAGCUAAAGGAUCAUUAGUUAAAGAGGCAUCGACUCUGUACUAUAAAAACCUAAAAAAAAACUAUACAUUUUUUCCUCUUGCAUUUGUCAUUUAAAUGCCUCUUUUUAAUGUUUUACAGCGAUGAACGGGAAAGUAGAUAUAAAACC